This is a messenger RNA of Tremella mesenterica DSM 1558, 1755 nucleotides long. RefSeq lists its product as uncharacterized. The transcript has 14 exons. NCBI's taxonomy places the organism in Eukaryota, Fungi, Basidiomycota, Tremellomycetes, Tremellales, Tremellaceae. Gene Ontology annotation, molecular function: chloride channel activity. The record is from RefSeq and is a predicted model, not a curated record. The coding region runs from base 1 to 1755 and encodes 584 amino acids.
AUGGCGCGUUUCAAGUGGUGCCUGCCCCUUCCCCUAUUUCUCCCCCCCCCCCCUCCCCAAUUCCCCAAUCUCGCUCUGGCUGCAAGGUUCAUUAUGAGCUCAACCAACCAAGAGGCAGAGUCUUCCUUGUCACCAGAGAGGAAGCGUCCCCCACCCAGUGGUCCUCUAUCCAGCACUCUGAAUACCAUGUCUUUGCCCCUCACCACCCUAUCAUCCCUUCUGACAUUGCAAGAUGAUGAAGACAACAAGCCUAGACUGUCCAAGAUCUCUUGGCUGCCGGACAUCUUGGUCGUUCAGGGAUCUAUCAUUCCGACCGUCAUCGGACCCGUCCUCAGUGUGACCUUGUUCUCCGCGGGCGUGGCUGCUGCUGCUCUGGUGUAUGGCAAGGAGGUUGGUUUGACGAAUAAUGUCGGGCAUGCUGGUGCCGCCCGAGCUUAUACUGUCGCAGUCCCAUUACUGUCGGUGGUCGUAGCUCUGUUACUCGUAUUCCGCAACUCUUCUGCCUAUGAAAGAUUUGCCGAAGGCAGAAAAGACUUCACCUCCCUCAUUUCCAAUUCGAGAAACUUGUCCCGUCUCAUUUGGGUGUCUGUAUGUCUGCCCCCGUCAAGUCCUGUUGGAACUCCGCCCCCGAUAAGUCGUGAUCGUCUUACAGAGGAGAAGAAACGUUUGAUUCGUCUCAUCGUCGCCUUUGUGAUAGCUACAAAACAUCACCUUCGAGCAGAAGGUGGCGUGCAUCAUGAAGAUCUUCAAGGUUUACUCCCUCCCCGACUUGCCGGGUCUAGUCUCAAUCGCCUCAAGACCGCUACUGGACCUGGCCAUGCCCAGGAGGACUUUGUCACCUCUCCUCAGCCUAUAGAGACGUCAUUGCCCCCCACGCCAGGGGCAGGACCGGCCUCAGAUCCGAUGGACGAGGAAUCCUCCGUCGGACUCAGUAUACGGUCACUUCGCCUUUCUACCAGUCAACAGUCCAUGGGUCUGACUCCCGGGAGUGCAUUCUCGGACAACACCUUUGACAAGCCGUCAUUCAAGCAACGUGCUAUGAAACACCUUCACCCGGGUCGUUCAGCUUUGAAGCGACGUCCAACAAACGUUCGCGUCAUCGAAGAUGGGGAUCCUCGAAGGGAAGAAGAGACACAUACCAAACAUCCAAAUGAGAGAACACCGUUGAUCAAACCUGGGGUCAAACCAGAUAUCAGAAGAAAAAGUGAGGCAACAGAUGUGAAAAAGCGUGCCGAAGCUGGUUUAGGUCGGAUGGUUGAGUUAGGUCUACCUUUGAUCAUCCGUACAAUUUUCCGUUUUAGACGCAUGGGAUGUCUUGAAGCGGUUGGUCCGGCUGGUAUGAACGCAAUGCAGGGUCUGGUACAAGGUAUGACCGAUCAGCUAGGAAGCAUGGAGAGAAUCGUCCAAACACCUUUACCUGUAAUAUUUGGUAUUCAUCUUAAACAGACCGUCACUUUAUUCCUUUUCAUCCUCCCUUUCACCUUGGUGGAUGUGAUGGGAUGGAAAAUGGUGGUCAUCGUCACAUGUUGCGCAUUCACCAUGAUGGGCGUGGAACAUAUCGCCGCCCAGGUCGAAAUGCCUUUCGGAGAUGACCCGUGUGAUUUGAACCUUGAUUUGUACUGCACUGAGCUGCUUUGCGAGUGCGAAGCUUUGUUGGAACGACUGCCAGAAGGUGAUGAAGACGACGAGGUGAUUUUCGAGCGUUCGUCGGAUCAGAAGAUGGAAGACGAAGCUGCGGAUGAUGGUGGGGACUGA